Messenger RNA from Paramecium primaurelia, 8303 nucleotides. The record is from the annotation of a GenBank genome assembly. NCBI's taxonomy places the organism in Eukaryota, Ciliophora, Oligohymenophorea, Peniculida, Parameciidae.
AUGAAAAAAAAUUAUUAGAAUCCUAUUUCUUAAAGCUUUGAUAAAGAAAAUUCAAGGCUGAAUUUCCUUAAUGAAUCAAAUAAUGAUCAUCAAUCAAUUUUAUACAAUUAAAUUAAUUAAUCUUACACCUUUCAAAAUAACAUUAAUAAAUUAAGAGGAGGAGGAAAUUGGGGGAUUAAGCUACAAAUUUAAUUGAAUCCCCAAAUUUAAUAGAAUAGUAAUCUAAAUGAUAUUUUUGAUGAAUAAGAUAUUUUCUAAUAUUUAAAAUAUCACACUAUUCUUCUUCAAAGAAUAUUGGGAAAUUAAAUAAACUAAAAUGAGAGGGAUUAAUUAGAAAAAGUGGUCUAAUGGUUAAAUUCGAAAGGAAUUAUUAAUUAGUUAUCUAAUUAAUGUAGGCUAGAUGAAAGAAAAAUUGCUAUAAUUAUGGAAUCUAUUGACAUUUUAUUAUCAUGUGUAAUAAAUACACCUAUACAGCUAUCUUAUAAUUUGCUAUAAUUUACUCAAAAUCUAUUUGAAAUUCUUUACUAUCAAGAUAAGGUUAUUAAAAGUAAUAUAAUUAAAAAUUUGCACAUUUUUUCAGAUAAAUUAUAAUUAAUUAAUUAAAAAUAUCAUUAAUAAAAAGGUUUAGAAAUACUUUUUAAUUACUAAUUUUGUUUGAUAAAAGAUGUCGUUGAUCAUAUAUAAGAUAGAAAUGCAUACAACUUAUAGAAAUGUAUUUUCGAAUAAAAUAAAUAUCAACAGUAAAAUGAUGGAAAUAAUACUUUACUUUAAGAUGCAAAAAAAUUUCUAUAAAGUGAUAACCCUAGAUAAUUAGAUAUAUUUUACUUUUUUUAAUAAUCAAAAUUAACAAUAAUUAGAAAACUGUUAAAUUCAUAAUAGAUUAUAGAAAUCUAAUAAAUUAUUAAUUAUUUAUGCAAAGUCUAUCAAUUAUGUAUUCAAAAUAAUUAAAAUUGGAGAGUACACUUAGGGUUUCUUUAAAUGCUUCUUGAGUUAAUUUCAUAAAAAAAUAGUUUUUUAGAAGAUUUGCAAAAAGUUGAAGGGGCUGAUAUCACAAACAUAAUGUUAAAUGAACUAUAAAAUCAAUUGAUAGAAUUUUAGAUUGAAGAUAAUAUUAAUAUAUGGGAACAUUAUAUUAAGUCAAAAUGGGACUCCACGAUUAAAUGUUAUUUAGCAUUUAGUUUUAUGACAAUUAAAAAAAGUUAAAUAGCAAAAAAUGUAGAAUCAGCAUGCCAAAAAUUUAUUGAUCUAUUUUUUAAUAGUGAUUAAGAUGAAAAUACAAUAAGUGUCUUAAAAAAUGAACAACUUAAUGUUAUUGAAGAAGCUUUUGAACAAAACCUAGAAUAAAAUUAAUAAACUUAUCUAUAUAAAAUAUAUGGAAAUACACAAAUAGAAAAAUUAUAAGAGGAUUUUAUUAAUAUUGAUUUAAAAGUCUAAUGUAGCAUAAAUAAUGAUGAUGUAAAAAAACAAUAACAAUCAAAUAAGUCCAGCUAUUUAUUUAGGGAAGAUGUAGAAUAAUGUGUUAAAUAAGAAUAGAUAUAUAUAGUUAAUGAUUUUCUUUGGACUGAAAACAAUAAUACUGAUGUUCUAUGGAUAAAAGGCAUAGCAGGAUCAGGUAAGAGUUAUUUUUUAAAGCGAUUAUAAUUAUUUUUAUUGAAACACUAUUAUUCACAUUCAAAAUAAAAAAAAUGGAUUCCAUUUCUCAUUUCAUUAGAUGCUUUAAAAAAGUUGAAUAAUAAUAAUAUUUGGAAUUUAAUAUUAAAUGCGGAUGAUAUGGAAUUUAGAAAUGAAUUUAUUGGAAUUCUUAGUGAUGACUUAGAGAAUGGAUUAGUAAAUAUUGUUCUACUAUUUGAUGGGUUAGAUGAAAUGAAACAUUAAAUUUAAGAAGUAAACUUAGAUAUCAGUUUAUUCUAAAAAAAAUUAGGUAAAAAUGUAAAAAUAAUUAUUACAUCAAGAAGAGAAGUUUAAAUUGAAAAGUAAUUUAUAGGUUUAUAAUUUUUAAAUUUGACUGAAGUUGAAAUACUAAAUUUAGAUGAUAAUUAAAUUAAUGAAUAUCUUAAAUAAUACUGCAUAGAAAAUACUAGAUAAUAUUUAUAUAAUAUCUAUAAAGAUUUUGUAGAUUAAGAAAAAAACUCUAAAAUUUCUAGAAUAAUGUUUAAUGAAUAUUGGCAAGCAUACUUUUUUGAAGAAGUUAAAACUCUUGUAAAAUAAACUAAUAAUGAUAAUUAUGAAAUUAUUUUCGCUGAUUCUCUUAUCAAUAAUUUUCUUAGCAAAUAAUAAAAAAUAUUUCAAAAUAAAAAUACUCCAUCGAAUCAUUAGAAAGAAGAAUUAUCAAAGUUAUAGAGCUCUAGUAAACUGAUGAAAAUUAUUAAAGAAAAUCAAAUUUUCGAUUUGAUUUAAACUAUUUAAAUACUCUAAGUUAUUCUUUAAAUCUUACCAAAUUUAAAUUAAAAUAUUACAAACAAAUUGUAUAGAAAAAAUAGGUUUAAGUGUAAUUAAUUUUUUGAUGAUUUUUUAGUUGAAAAAUUAGAUAAAAAUAUUAUGUAAAUUUCAGAGGUCGAUUUUAAUCUAAUUAAAAAUGCUGCAAAAUAAACUUAAUUAACUAAAUAUCAAAUAUAUAAAUUAUUUGUGUCUAAGUAUUAUGAAAUAUAUAUAAACAAAUUAAAAGACUCAGGAUUCAAUAACAUAAAUGAAAGUUUUAAAAAGGAACUAAAUAAAUUAUAAAUGUUUUUAGCUGUAAAAAUGAUUAAACAUGAAUGCUUGUUAUUAGACACUUAAUAAGUCUAGAAUAUAUUUUAAUCUUAUUUAAACUAAAAUAAUUUAGAAGAUACAAAAAAUCUCAUUUUACUAUAUUCAACCUUUAUUACUAAGAUUUAAAAUGGUAGCUUCAUGUUUCAGAAUAAAUCAAUUUAGGAGUAUUUUGUAGGAAAAUAUAUUUUAAAAUUGUUAAAAGAUUUUUCAAGAAAUUUUACAGGAAAAUCAAUUGAGUAAGGUUUAGAACAGAGUUAAUUUAAUUAAAACGAAUUUAAUUUAUCUCUUUAGUAGUUCUCUUAGGUAAUUAAUGAUAUAUAACCUGAAUUAUUAAAUUAUGAAGAUAUCAAAAAAAUCUUGUUAAAAAUAAUAAUCCUAUCAAGAGAAGAAGUAUUUAUUAGAGCAGCUUCUAAUAGUAUAUUAUUAUUAAAAUUCUUGAGAAUAGAACUAAUAGGGGAAGAUUUAAGUAGAAUUAAAUUAAGUAAGACUAAUAUCUCUGGUCUAAAUGUAUAUGGAAGUAAUUUGGAUGAAUCUGAGUUUAAUGAAGUAAAAAUUGAUUAUUGCAAUUUUAAUAAUACCAGUUUAUAAAGAGUAAAAUGGACUUAAACACCUUGGAAUGAAGUUAUAGUUUUCAGAGACUAACAUUAAGAAAAUGUGAGUAGUAUAUUAUUCUCACCAAAUGGUUAAUUCUUACUUUCUUAUAGCUCAUCUUAGGGCUCAUCAUAGGGCUCAUCUUAAGUAAAUAUAUGGGAAUUAAUCACUCAAAAAAUAUUAAAGAAAAUAAAAUAUAAUCAAAAUUUAAAAUAUUGGGAGUUUUCAUCAGAUUCAACUAAAUUUUACCUAUGUCCUGAGACAUUUUUAUAGAUUUACUGUAUUUAUGGGACCGAUAUAACAUUAUUAAUAACUAUUCCAUUAUAAGUAGGUCAACUGUAACCGAGAAAUUAUCCAUUUACUUUUUACAAUAAGGAAGAGAAAUUAGUAUAUCGUAAAAAUUUAAAUUUUUAUAGUUAUAAUCUCAAAUCCAAACAUGAAUGGAAUAAAUCAAAAAUUGCUGAUAAUUCAAUUAAAUUAACUUCUAUAAAGGUAAUAUCCAAUGGUAAAAUACUGAUAGGAACAAAAGACAGAGAAAUAAAGAUUUGGGAUGGGAUCAUCAAAAACAUCCCAAAAACAAUCACAAAAAAGUAUCACUAAAGUGAAAUAGUAUCACUUUCUGAAGAAACUUUUAACGACAAGGGUAGACCAAUUUCAUUACUCAUAUCAGCUAGUGAAGACUAAGUAAUUGUAUGGCUUAAUGAUGAUGGUUAUGGAUACAAAUAAGUCAAAGCAUUACAUUCACAAAAGAUUAAUGACUAAUUACCAAGAUAUUCAAUUUUUAAUAAAAAACAUUUAGUUUAUAUCAUAAAUGAAUAUAUAGUAUUAUAUGAUCUAAAUUAAAUCAAUAAAUUAGAAGACAUAACAUAUUGUGAUUCAAAUUGCAUAGCCUUUAUUAAUUAUGGAUAGUUUAGAUUAUUAUUCAUUGCUAAGGAAGAUUGUAUUGAGGUUUAUGAAUAUCUUAACAUCUUUAUAGGUAAAAUUCCACUAAAUUAAUGUCAACCAUUGUCUAUGGAUAUUAUCAAUCAUGACCUUAUGAUUACUUAUAACAAAGAUAAUACAAUUAGGUUUUGGUCUAUAUUUUCAUAUUAUUAGAAUGAAGUAUAAAAUUUUGUUAGCAAUUUUAUAUAUCCCUUUAGAAAAUAGUAUCCAUUUAGUAGAAGCCGUGUUCUUCAAGGAUCUAUUAAAGGAUUUGUGUAAAAUUUGAAAUAAUCAUAUAAUUAUAAUGAGAAUGAAGGAACAUGCAAAGUUGCUGUUUAGGAUGAGAAUGAGAACUAGAUUAAUAUUUAUAAGGUCUUAAUAUUUGAGAAUCAAAUAGAAUAUCAUCUGAUUAAAGAUUAUAAAUUUUCAGAGGAUCAAAAAAUUGGUUGUUAUGCUUUAUGUAAUUAUGGGAAAAAAAUCUGUUACUGUGUUGAUAAUAUUAUUACAAUUAAAGAUUUAUAAAAUGAUGAUCAAACCUAACUUGAAUAGAUACAAGAAAAAGACAUUUAUUUAAUUAUGUUUAGUGAAACAUAUUAAUAUCUUGCUUCUUGUAGUAAAGAUUAUUCUAUUGUUAUAUAUAGUCUUGAUGAUUAAAAAAAAAAAAAAAAAAAUUAUAUGAUAAACAAUUAAAAAUGUCUUGACUUGUUAUUUGUGAAGGAUGAUGUACUCAUUAUUUAGACUUUAACUUCAAUUAUUUGGUAUAAAAUUAUUUGGAAUAUAGACUCAUAAGAUUUAAUAGUUUAAGUUUUUAAAUAUUAUGAUUUUGAAUAUGGUGUUCAUAAUGGUAUUUUUUAAUAAUAAAUGAUCAUGGUCUAUCCCUUACCUCUAGGAAACUAUAAUUAUAUUAAAUAAUACUUGGCUGUCAAAUAAGGAGAAAAUAUUAUUCUUAAACCUUUUAUUAAUGAUGAUUAAACUAAAGUUGUAAUUUUCAAUGAAAAAUAUAAGAAAAUAGAAUUUGUUAACGAAAAAUAUAUCAUAUUUUCUGAAGAGUCUUCUAAUAUUUUAGAAAUUAAAAAUGUAAGUGAUAUGUAAGUAAUCCGAAAAUUAAAAUAUUGUGCAUUUGCAAUAAGAGAACGAGCAAUAAGAGAACGAGAGUAUUUGUUAAUUGCAGUUGAAACAAAAGAUGAUAUAUAGGUUAUUCAUAUACUACCAGAAUAAAAAUUUACAACUGAAACUAUUAAAAAGUAAAUUUAAGUAAAGUUACAUCAUUUUACUUUAUCAAAUAGUGGUUAUUUCCUAGCAUCAACUUAUAAUUAAGAAAUUACUAUUUAUUAUAUUACUGAAGGAGCAUAAAUAAUAUAAAUAUCAAAAUUAUUUAUUGAAAUCGAAAUCAAAGAUAUUCAAAUUUCAGAUAAUUAAUAAAUUAUUAUUCAAAGUUAAGAUGGCCUUUAUUAAUAUAAAUUGAAUGUAGAAGAAUAAUCAAUAUAUUCUAUUAAUAUCUAUUUUGGAAAUAAUUAAAAAUAUGAAGACACUAGAUUAAAUCACAAUGAUAAAUUGAUAGCAUUAAAAAUUGAUGAUCUAAUCUAUUUUACAUCACUUUAUAGGCCUUAACUUUAACUAAUGCUUAAAGCAAAAUUCUUUUGCACCUCAAUUGAUUCGAAGUAUUUUGCCAUAAUUAAUAAUAAUUAAAUAUAAUAUUACGAUUGGUAAGAUAAUAUCAAAAAUAUAUAUAAUUUUGAUUAUAAAUAAGAUCUAUUUGACCUUAGAUUUUUAUAAAAUCCUAAUUAAAUAUUAGCUAUUUCUUCUAAUGAUAUUCAAAUAAUAUAGUGCUAAGAAAAUUAAAUUAAGAAAAUUAAAGGUAGAUAUAAUGUUAGUACACGAGCAUCAUCAAAUUUAGAUAUAGCUAAAAUUGAAAAAUCAAUUAUUUAAAUUUCUAAACCAGAAAUAAAUAUUGAAUUGUAUAAUCCAGAAGAUUAUGAUUUUAAUGCUUAUAAUCCAUAAUUUACAAGUGAUGGACAAUAUAUAAUAUAUGAAUAAAAUAAAAAGGUAAUAUUUUAGAGUUUAUCCAAUCGUCACUCCAAAUAUAAUCUUGAAAAAUUAGAAGGAUAAUACAAUAUAUCAGUUUUACCAGAAAGCAAUUAUUUAAUAAGUUUUAAUAAAUAAGAAUCUUCUCUUUUAUAAUAUUAAAAUUAUGGAUUAAGAAAACUUGAAUAUUAUCUAAAUUGUUGGGAUGUAUCAGAUUUAAGUGAUGUAAAAAAUCUUUUUAAAAUACCUAUCCUUAAACCUUAAAAAAAAAAAAUGUUGAAUAAACAAUGGUUUAUUUCAGAAAUUUAAAAUAAUAUAUUAUGUUUAUAUGACAUAAAGGAAUUUUAACAGGGUAUCUAUGAUACAACACUUCAUAAUAAUAACCAAAAAAUUCAAUAUUCUGGCAUUUGCCCUAAUGAAACUAAAUAUUAUACUGUAUCAAAAGAGGAUUAUUCGAUUACGAUAUGGAUGAUUAAAAGUAACGAUUACUUAAAAUAGUUUAAAGGUCAUAAAAAGAUUAUCUUUUUUAUAGGUUUUUCUGAAGAUGAAAAAUAUAUGAUAUCUAGAGAUACUGAUCAAAUUAUAGUAUGGAAUUUGGAAAAUGAAGAUAAAUUAAUUAUUAAAGAUCCAAAUAUAAGAAAAUAAAAUUUCUUAUUGUAGUGUUCUUUUUCUUAAACUUUUGGUUGGCACUUAUACAAUAAAUGCGAUUUUGUAAAAUUAAAUAACUCUAUUGGAAUUACAAUUUAGUCUGUAGGUGAAUUUUUUGUUUAUGAUUUGAAAGAUUUCAAAAGUUAUGAGUUAUUUUAUAAAUAAAUUGUAAAUCUUGAAGAAUACAAAAGUGUUAGACAUUAUGUUUAUUCAAAUGGUUCUAAAAUUGCCUUAUUUCAAAAAUAAUAGGAUGGCAAAUUGGAUAAAAUUAAUAUUUUAAAUGUAAAAUCAAAAGAAAUUAUUGAAACUAUUCAUAUAUAGAAAGAUGAAAGGUUUUAUGGAUAUCAUAAUAUUGAUAAAUAUAUUAUCAUAAAAAUUGAUAAAGAAUAUGAUUUUUUUGAAUUAGAUUAAAAAAAUGGCUAUAUUUAUGUAUGCUAUAAAGAUUCGAGUCUUUUAUAAUUAUAUAAAGUCGAAGAUUUUGUAAAUGAACAUAGAUAGCCUAUUAAGGAAGUUUUUAUUCAUCUUAAAGUUGAUUUGAAUGACUAUAAUAGUAGUUUUAUCCAAUUAGGUUAGGUUGGAAUAAAAUAUAUAACCUAUUUUUAUAACUCUUAAUUAAGAGUUAUUGAUUUAGAACGUUAUGAAAAAUAAGUAAAAAUCAUUAAAUUGGAUAAAUCUUAAGAAUUCCUUAACAAUUAUAAAUAAGAUUAUAUUCUUUUAAAAAAUAAUAGGAAAGAAAAAACUUUGAAUAUCUAUAACUUAAGAAAUGGUUAGAAUGAUGAGGUUUUAGAUAGAAAUAUAGAUAGAUUAAUUGUAGCUUUUAAAAAUAAUGGUGAAUAACUUGCUAUAGGUUGGAAUGAUGGUCGCAUAUCUAUUUUUGAGAGACAUACUAAGGCACUAAAUCAUUUUUCUAUUAAAAAUGAACAAGCAAUUAAACAUAUUCUUUACACUAAGGAUGAUAAAAUAAUUAUUUCAUGUUCUUAAGACAAUGUUAUUUCAUUUUGGGAGUAUCAAUAUAAAAAAGAAAAAUUAAUAUAAUCGAUUUAAAUAGAUUACAAUAUUGAAUCAAUAGUUGUCUCUCCUAAUAAUUUAGAUAUAGCAUUAUAAUUAUCAGGAGGUCUCAUAUAAAUCAUAACAAUUGAUAAAUAAAAAUGUUGGAAUUAAAAUUAAAAAGUAUUCGAAUAUUUAUUAUAUUAUAGUAUUUUGGUUGUUAUAAAUCAUAUCCAUAAUUACGAUAAUUAUAGACAUAGAAUUGCUUAGUAAAAAAUUCAAUCAUUCAAGAUUAAAACGGAAAUUCGUUGGUUCAUCAUUUUGGCGAAAAAAUGAAACAAGAAUUUGAAGCUUAAAAAAUACAAGAUGAAUAACAAAAUUGA